AUGACGGUCACGUACGGUGUCGAGAAGUGUCCGGACAAGUUCGACGAGUAUCGGUGCAGCCUGCCGGAGCAGUACCGGAAGUUGGCGGCGGAACAGCUGCGCGAGGAUGAUCUGAUCCGGAAGCAGGCCAUCGAUCAGAUGCGCCAGUGGAUAGCGAAGCAUCCGUACAUCCGCCGGUGCCGUACGGAUUCGGUGUUUUUGCUGCGGUUUUUGCGCCAGCGCAAGUUUUCCAUCCCGAAGGCGUGCGAAAUGCUGGAACGGUAUCUCGCCCUGCGGCAAACGUUCCCGCACUGGUUCCAGGGGUUAGACCCGUUCGAUAAGACGAUGCAGGCGCUCGGCGAGGAAGAUGUCUUCCAUGUGCUGGGAUUCGACGCCAAGGGACAGAUCGUGAUACUGAUCAAAUCGCGCAACUUUCGCGUGGACAAGUACGAUCUGGUCGAUCUGAUACGGUUUCUGCACAUGAACAUGGAGAUCCUGUCGUGCGACGAGCUGGUGCAGGUGGCGGGCGUUGUGCUGGUGGUCGACUGCUACGAAGCGUCCAUGGCCCACUUCACGCUGUUCCGGCUGAGCGAGAUGCGCAACAUUGGUCCGUACAUCAAUCACCUGCUCCCGAUCCGCUGCCGGGAGAUCCACGUUAUCCGGCUGCCGAAGGUGGCCGCGUCCAUCGUUGACCUGCUGUUCACCUACGUCAGCCCGAAGCUGAAGCACCGAUUCUUCUUCCACAAGACAAUCAACGAGGCAGUAAGCUACCUGGGCAAGACUCUGCUACCGACCGAGUACACCGAGGAAACUGAAGAACCGAAGGCACUGACACACGUCUACAGCAAGCGCAUCCGCGAGAGCCGCGAAGAGCUGCAGAUGCUGGACCAGAUGGAGAUAGAUGUGGCAAAGUUUUCGUCCGUCUGGAGCAAGACUGGCAGUGCACCGGGCGGUAUCGAUACGGGCAUGGUGGGCAGCUUCCGCAAGCUGGACAUCGAUUGA
Anopheles marshallii is the source of this 981-nucleotide messenger RNA. Its product is annotated as alpha-tocopherol transfer protein-like. The record is from RefSeq and is a predicted model, not a curated record. Gene Ontology annotation, molecular function: phosphatidylinositol bisphosphate binding. The transcript is spliced from 2 exons. Bases 1 to 981 code for a protein of 326 amino acids. NCBI's taxonomy places the organism in Eukaryota, Metazoa, Arthropoda, Insecta, Diptera, Culicidae. Gene Ontology annotation, cellular component: membrane.